Messenger RNA from Aspergillus pseudoviridinutans, 585 nucleotides. RefSeq lists its product as uncharacterized. The record is from RefSeq and is a predicted model, not a curated record. The transcript has 2 exons. Lineage: Eukaryota; Fungi; Ascomycota; Eurotiomycetes; Eurotiales; Aspergillaceae. Bases 1 to 585 code for a protein of 194 amino acids.
AUGGACGGGCCCGCAUGCAACUGCACGACCAGGGUCAAUACACAGCACAUCGCCGAUUUCCUACCCGAGUACUCGGAACUUGUAGGCUCGUCGGUUGCGCUGAAUACAACCAUCGCAACAAGCUCGUUGCUGACUCCGCUCGGAGCGACGCGCACUCCGGCCACUACUACUGCCACUACCACUGCGACCUCGUCAUCAGCCCUGGGGGCCUCCGGUACAGGCACAACUAGUCUUGCGACAACAUUGGGAGCGAUGCAUCCAUCCACAUCGACUACAUCGUCAGUAUUGCCGACUCAGACAGCGGGGAGCACUAGCAGCGACAGUCUCAAGUUUGGCCUUGGUAUCGGAAUCCCGCUCGCAGCUCUGGCUAUCGUCCUCGUGGUAGUCUUCUUGAUCAUGCAGCGCCGCUGGAAGAAACGGCAGGUUCUAACGGAGAUGAAGAGGACAUCGCAGCAUGUAUUCUAUCCGCAACCGUACCCCGAGCGACCACGACCACCGCCGGCGUAUGUGAAGACGAAUCCGAACGCGGAAUUGAGACAGACGCAUAUCUUCGAGGCGCCGGGGGAUGAGGGGAUGAGGAUAUAG